AAGAGCGAGGUGUGUGACGUCACGAGCGCAGCUCGCGUGCGCGGAUAUGGCGGUCCCUGCGACGACGAACGACUCCAAGAAAAGUGCUGAAAGUUAUGAAACAUGACAAGAAUCAACAUUAGAAGAUUGCGGAAGAGUCCAGCGGAUGUUCGGUGAGGAAACGAGCCCGACAGGAGAGACGUAAAGACGGCGCGGAGAGAGUUUACGGUCGCCUGUGGAGCGCGCGCGAGAGAGAGAGAGAGACACGCGGAAGUGACGAGAGACUUUAACAACUACAACUCAAACAAACUCCAACUCAACACUACAAAUCAAAAUUGCCCGAACCGAGAGUUAAAUCAGGAUAAAACUGCGCGGAUGUGCGUUUGAGUGUUUCUGUGAGAGUUCAGACAGUUAUAUGACUCGAUUCCGCACCUAUUAUUACUUGUGUUUAAUUACCUGAACUCCAUCUGAGGGCGUUUAAUUUCGAGUUAUUUACGUCAGUGACGACGAUUUACUGGUUUACAGAUGAAGCAGAUGUAAGAAUAAGUACUGACUGAUACUGAAUGACACUAGACUCCUCUAACAAUCACUACCCGAGAUACACAUCGGCUUUCGAAAGUGUUAGCAUUUAUUGGACUGUAAGACUUUUUCCAGUGAUAACUGAUUCCAGCUUGACUACAGUUGAAUGCACAUCAGGACGUGUGAACUAAUUAUUGACAUGUCUGAUGUGUCAGUAGCUUGUAACUGGAGACGUUCAUAUCGAUGUGACGUCACUAUGAUUGACAGCUCAACACUGCUGUGCUCAGAGUUGAUGUUUUUAGUGUGUUUGCGCUGGAGAUUUCAGUGAGGGUGAUCGGAGCAUCCUCAUGCAUUGAUUCUGACCCUAGAAACGGAUGUAUCGUCCUCAUCGCUUUCUGUUGUGUGAGAAUGACAUUGCUCUUAAUCCCACAGUGCAUUGAAAACACACUGCUCUUUUGCAUCUGCUUGUAUGCAGUUUGAGCUUUUAAUGCAGUGAUCUGCUCUGAAAUCAGUCAUCCAGCAGUCGAUGCAUGACCCGCACAGAAGAGCAGAUUGGACUGUGCCAUCUUCAGUAACGUCCCGCUCGUCUCCAGCUGCUGGAGUGUGAUCCUCAUCCGCUGUGUGUCCGGCCGCCGCCUGGCCUUCUGCCCUUAUGGGGCAGCAGCCAGGGAAGUUAGCUGGGGACCAGAGGAGGCCGAGUCUGCCGACGCUGCCCUUCAUCAAGGGAGCAGGGAAGAGAGAGAUCUCACGGCAGGGAGCACAGCACUUCAAUGUGUUCACCGUCCACGAAGCUCUUCAGCGGCCGGAUUUUGAGGCCACAGGUCUGUCUGAAGCGUCUCGUUGGAACUCCAAAGAGAAUCUGCUGGCGGGACCCAGUGAAAAUGACCCCAAUCUGUUCGUAGCGCUGUAUGACUUCGUUGCGAGCGGCGACAACACUCUCAGCAUCACCAAAGGAGAGAAGCUGAGGGUUCUGGGAUACAAUCACAAUGGCGAGUGGUGCGAGGCUCAGACCAAGAAUGGCCAGGGCUGGGUGCCCAGCAACUACAUCACGCCCGUCAACAGCCUGGAGAAGCACAGCUGGUACCACGGGCCUGUGUCCCGCAACGCCGCCGAGUACCUGCUGAGCAGUGGCAUCAACGGCAGCUUCCUGGUGCGUGAGAGCGAGAGCAGCCCAGGACAGAGGUCCAUCUCGCUGCGCUACGAGGGACGCGUCUACCAUUACCGCAUCAACACGGCCUCGGAUGGCAAGCUGUAUGUGUCGUCGGAGAGCCGCUUCAACACGCUGGCGGAGUUGGUUCACCAUCAUUCCACGGUAUCCGAUGGUCUGAUCACGACGCUGCAUUACCCAGCGCCCAAACGCAACAAGCCCACCAUCUAUGGCGUCUCACCCAACUAUGACAAAUGGGAGAUGGAGCGCACUGAUAUUACCAUGAAACACAAGCUGGGCGGAGGGCAGUAUGGAGAGGUGUACGAGGGUGUCUGGAAGAAAUACAACCUAACUGUGGCUGUCAAAACACUAAAGGAGGACACAAUGGAAGUGGAAGAGUUUUUAAAAGAAGCUGCAGUCAUGAAAGAAAUCAAGCACCCAAACUUAGUGCAGCUGUUAGGUGUCUGCACACGGGAACCUCCGUUUUAUAUCAUCACAGAGUUCAUGACUCAUGGAAACCUGCUGGAUUACCUGCGUGAAUGUGAUCAUGAGGAGGUCAAUGCUGUGGUGCUGCUCUACAUGGCCACACAGAUCUCCUCUGCCAUGGAGUACCUGGAGAAGAAGAACUUCAUCCACAGGGAUCUGGCUGCCCGUAACUGCUUAGUUGGGGAAAACCACUUGGUUAAAGUGGCAGAUUUUGGACUGAGUCGCCUGAUGACGGAAGAAACCUACAUAGCCCAUGUAGGAGCCAAGUUUCCCAUUAAAUGGACCGCCCCCGAGAGUCUGGCCUAUAACAAAUUCUCCAUUAAGUCAGAUGUGUGGGCAUUUGGCGUGCUGCUUUGGGAAAUUGCCACCUACGGGAUGUCUCCAUAUCCUGGAAUUGACUUGUCCCAAGUGUACGAGCUACUAGAGAAAGAUUACCGCAUGGACAGACCCGAAGGAUGCCCAGAGAAAGUCUAUGAGCUCAUGAGGGCCUGUUGGAGAUGGAACCCUGCAGAGCGGCCUUCUUUUGCUGAAACUCACCAGGCGUUUGAGACAAUGUUUCAAGAGUCCAGUAUCUCCGAUGAGGUGGAGAAAGAGUUGGGGAAAAAAGGUAAGAAGCUGACACUGGGUCCAAUACAGCAGGCACCAGAACUUCCCACUAAGACAAGGACACUAAGAAGACAUAUGGACAGUAGGGAUGGUGACAGUCCAGAUGCAGCAGAAGCUGAGGUGGCUGGGCCCCCGAUGCUCCCGAGGCCUGUCCUUGAUAGUAACUUGAACGAAGAUGAUCGCCUCCUAGCUAAAGAUAAAGAUAAGUUCCGAAUGAAUCCAUUCAGUUUAAUCAAGAAAAAGAAGAGAACCGCCCCGGCACCCCCAAAGCGCAGCAGCUCCUUUGGUAAGAUGGAUGGGCACCUGGAUCGUAGAGGACUGGGUCCCGACUGCAGAGAUGAUUUCAACAACGGGGCUUCCACAAAUGAUGCCUUGCACAGCAUUGACCCUUCCAAAUUGGUCAGCUCCAACAAUACCACGGCUGUCGGAGUCACCAAUGGAACCCCAGUAUAUCCUGGUCAGCUCUUCCCUUCUCAUUCACGUAAAAAGGGCACGGUCACAACAUCGGGUGGCGGAGGGAAGCUUGCCACAACUCCACCUGCAGAAGAAGAUCCUAUGUCAAACUCCAAGCGAUUCCUAAGGUCUUCUUCCGCCUCUAGCAUGCCCCCAGGGUCCGAACGCACUGAGUGGAAGUCUGUCACCCUGCCGCGUGACAUCCAGUCAUCUCACUUUGACUCGGGCACCAUUGGAGGCAAGCCGGCUCUGCCACGCAAGAAAGCAGAUUGCAUGCCACGUGGUGGCACCCUUACCCCACCACCACGCCUUCCCAAGAAAACAGAGGAUGCACCUGACGAAGUGUUUAAGGACUCAGAGUCUAGUCCUGGAUCAAGUCCUUUGACUCUGACACCUAAGCUCACCCGUCGGCCACAUGUGCAGAUGGAAAGCUCCAAAACAAGUGCCUUGCAAGCGGAGCUGUUCAAGCCCAAUGUGUUUCCACCUCUGGGAACAUCUGGUGAGGAAUGCAGACCUCGUAGGCUCAAGAACUCUUCUGAAGUCCCUGGACAAAGAGACAGAGAGAAGGGGAAGUUUGCAAAACCUAAACUGGCUCCUCCUCCACCUCCUGUCUCUAGUGCCAAAUCUGGAAAAUCUUCGAGGAGUCCCACUUUUGAUAUUUCUUCGGAUACCAAAGUCAAAGGCUCCUCUGAACAAAACCCUCCGAGUCCCGGAUCCACAGAACAAGGCAGGGGCACAAGUCUUUCCCAAGAAAGUGGCAAAAAAUUGCCAAAAAACACCUCGAAAGUGCAGCCCCCAAAGACCUCUUCUACAUCCCCAAGCAGUCAGCUACCAGGGAUGGGAACGGGAUCGGCUGUUGGUGACCCAGGAUCCAACUUCAUUCCCCUCAUGACGACUCGCCGCUCGCUAAGGAAAACGCGCCAGCCGUCGGAGCGACUCUCCAACUCUUGCAUCACACGCGAGAUGGUUUUGGAGAGCACGGAGCUCCUGCGAGCUGCCGUUGGCCGCAUUUCAGAGCAAACCGGCAGCCACAGUGCAGUGUUGGAAGCUGGCAAGAAUCUGUCCAAGUAUUGCGCAAGCUUCGUCGAGUCCAUCCAGCAGAUGCGCAACAAGUUCGCUUUCCGCGAAGCCAUCAAUAAGUUAGAGAGCAGCCUGCGCGAGCUGCAGAUCUGCCCUGCUGCCACUGGGGGGGCCAACACACCACAAGACUUUUCAAAGCUGCUUUCCUCUGUCAAGGAGAUUAGUGACAUUGUUCAGAGGUAGUGGAGAAGAGCAUAGAUGGAACUGAUAUCUAUGUGUCUGGGGCUUCUCUGGGUUGGCUGUGGUGUGACAUACAUUUCCAUUGGACCCACCUCAGCUUUUCUCAUGCCAAAUAGAUGAAUAUUUAAGAACGAUUCAGUGUCUUAUUACUGUGCACAAAUGCAGGGGAACCAGUAAUGUUCCUCCAGAAUCUGUUUGGUGAUUUUAAGGUAGCCCAGGUCCAAGCCUUAGUGACUUGAUUUUUUAUGAGUCUUUGUCUGCAAUUCCUUGACUUUUCUUCUCUGCAUUUUCUCAAAGUAUUUGUUAAAGACAGCAUUAUCUCAGCAUUGCAGAUGACUGACAGAAAAACACCUCAUGUGCCUCACACUUUUCAACCUUUUUAAGGGAUUAAAAUAUAUUUUUGAUUACAUUCAUGAUCAUAGUAUUGAUAAAGACUGUUUAUUGAUGUGUCCAGCUUAGUUUUCUUUGUGUGGUUGGUCAAGAAAGGGCUUUGUUGCGAGAUGUGAACGGUCCCUGUGAUAUGAGGAACUUCAAACCGACUGAUCAAGUAUUGUAUGAUUGCAACACUGUGCCAUGAUUGACACUUCACUGAUGGGGUCGUUAAUUCGGUUUUCUCACCUUUUCCAGGCCCGUCAAGGGUUUUGAACAAGUGUUCCUACAGCACAAUCACUACAUACAUGCCUUUCCAAAACUACAGUUGCCUUAAAGAGACUCGCUGAACAUGAAUCAUUGGUCAGCGAAUGAAACACUACUGUCUCAAGGAGAAAGACUUGUCAGUGAGAAUCGGCGCUUCAGAAACAGUAUAUGUAUAGAUGUUUUUGUAAUGUCCUUGAAAGAUCUUCAGUUACCACUUGAUGUCAUUUCAAAGGUUUUCCACACACCACUGACAGAAGUGCUCCGGGAUCACGGACUUGAACGGAGCAGCUUUAUCCAAUGACCACAAGCCAUGAUUCUCAUUUACUAAAACUUUCGUGUUUUGCUUGUGUAAUUGAAAUAAUGCAGUUGUUUUCAGUAUUACUUCGUCUUUUCCAACACUUUGCCAUUAGACUGCGACGCCUGAGGAGGAGGCCAACCACAAGCUGCCUUUAAUUCAACAUGGUACUACCAGUGUUGACAUUUCAUGUUUUU
Messenger RNA from Sinocyclocheilus anshuiensis, 5578 nucleotides. RefSeq names its product c-abl oncogene 1, non-receptor tyrosine kinase (gene abl1). The record is from RefSeq and is a predicted model, not a curated record. Bases 1151 to 4453 code for a protein of 1100 amino acids. The transcript is spliced from 11 exons. Lineage: Eukaryota; Metazoa; Chordata; Actinopteri; Cypriniformes; Cyprinidae. Gene Ontology annotation, biological process: protein phosphorylation. Gene Ontology annotation, molecular function: ATP binding; protein binding; non-membrane spanning protein tyrosine kinase activity.